ACGAGGGUCCUUGAUUCGUGAUUCUGGGUACUAUUGGAUAUGGAUGUCAUUUAGCCAGCCUGCGUCCACCGCCGGUCGAUGUGCGCAUCGGCUCGACUCGGCAUGCAUAGGAGUGGCUCCGCUCACCGCGGUCUGCGGCGUACAAGCGUCACGGCUUGCAGUGCUCGCCGCGCCCGGCAUGCGGUGCUCACCUCGCCGCGGCGUACAGGUGUCGCGGCCGGCCACAGGCUGGCGCUGGCACGCCGGCCAUUUCCGCCUUUCCGGAGCGGGGCCGCUCCCCCGCGCGCGGCCGUUGCAGCCCGGAGCCUCGCGCUCCACGACGGUUCCGCGCGCGCAGCGCGGCGCGGCGUGGUGCCCGCAGGACCUUUUCGAACGGGUCGCUGGUGCCCUCGCAUCCCCCGUGCUCGGCGCGCUACAAGACAGGCGGGUUGGGGCCCGGUCCAGGCAUUCCAAUCUCCGGCGAGUCGCCUACACCGAGGACAGGGCAGACGGAUAGCGGCGAUGGGCGGAGGCUCCGGGAGGCCGUGCUACUACGCGGUGCUGGGCGUGUCCCGGGACGCGUCCGCCGUCGACAUCCGCGCCGCCUACCGCCGGCAGGCCCUGAAGUGGCAUCCCGACAAGCUGCAGGUGCGGGGGGACGACGGCGACCGUCGCCGGGCAAAUGAGGAAGCCAAGGCCAAGUUCCAGCAACUGCAGAUGGCGUACGAAGUGCUGUCGGACGCCUCCAAGAAGGCGGUGUACGACCGAGACGUCGUCGUCUUCCCGUCCGUGUCCGAUCUGGAGAGCACUUUCAUCUUAGAUAUGAUGCCUGUUUCGUGACGCCCAGCAUCUUAGAUAUGAUCCACGUAUGUGCAGGAGCCCAACCUCACCGUGGAGGAGAUGGUGGCCAUGGUGGACGAGGAGAUCAACAAGGGCUACGGCGACCUGCCUCGGGGGCCAGGGCGAUGGACGCCGCCGUAUCGUCGCUCCGCUGCGGGAGCUAGUGGCGCCGGCCCCCACGCAGCUGCCACUGCCAGCAGGGAUGCCCGCAGGAAGUCGUCGUCCACUCGUCCUCGACACCGAGUCCCUGUGGCACCAAGUGCCCACCGCCACCGGGGUUCCACGGCCCGUUCGGCCGCACAGGCUAGCUCUGCAUGCUUCAUGGGCCGACCGAAUGAGCCGUGAUGAACCAAAUAAGUCUAGCUGUAGCCCCCUAUAACUAGGAGUCGGCUAUAUAUGGCGUAUUAGAGCAACUCCAAAAGACUCUUUAUAUUCAUUCUAAAUGGUUAUCCAAAUAUAGCCAUCAUCUAUUUCGGAUUUCUCGCUAGCUAAAGAUAGAUAUAGCGAAAAUAACUCUCUAAAGUGUAAACAAAAUAUAGAAAAGUUGUUGGAGAGUGAAGAUGUAUAGAGAAUGAUUCUUAUGUACAUGACUCUCUAAAUGAUAAUUUAGAGAGUGAAAUUUAGAAAAACUUUUAGAGAUGCUUA
Panicum virgatum (switchgrass) is the source of this 1464-nucleotide messenger RNA. Its product is annotated as dnaJ homolog 1, mitochondrial-like. The transcript is spliced from 3 exons. Bases 79 to 819 code for a protein of 246 amino acids. NCBI's taxonomy places the organism in Eukaryota, Viridiplantae, Streptophyta, Magnoliopsida, Poales, Poaceae. The record is from RefSeq and is a predicted model, not a curated record.